Molecule: messenger RNA, 969 nt
Organism: Trichosurus vulpecula (common brushtail)
Lineage: Eukaryota; Metazoa; Chordata; Mammalia; Diprotodontia; Phalangeridae
Gene: GJD2
Product: gap junction protein delta 2
Exons: 2
Coding region: 1-969 (322 amino acids)
Biological process (GO): cell communication
Cellular component (GO): connexin complex
Source: RefSeq, a predicted model, not a curated record
AUGGGGGAAUGGACCAUCUUAGAGAGGCUGCUGGAAGCCGCCGUACAGCAACAUUCCACUAUGAUUGGGAGGAUCCUGCUGACAGUGGUGGUGAUCUUCCGCAUCCUCAUCGUGGCCAUAGUGGGUGAGACAGUGUAUGAUGAUGAGCAGACCAUGUUUGUGUGCAAUACCCUGCAGCCAGGCUGCAACCAAGCCUGCUAUGACAGAGCCUUCCCCAUCUCUCAUAUACGCUACUGGGUCUUCCAGAUCAUCAUGGUGUGCACCCCUAGCCUCUGCUUCAUCACCUACUCAGUGCACCAGUCUGCCAAACAGAGGGAACGCCGUUACUCUACUGUCUUCCUCGCCCUGGACAGGGACCCUCCUGAGUCGAUUGGGGGUCCUGGAGGAGCUGGGGGUGGGGGCAGUGGUGGGGGCAAGCGCGAAGACAAUAAGAAGCUGCAAAAUGCCAUUGUAAAUGGAGUACUACAGAACACAGAAAAUACUAGCAAGGAGAAUGAGCCAGACUGUCUAGAGGUUAAGGAGUUGGCCCCACACCCAUCAGGGCUGCGCACAGCAGCACGCUCCAAGCUCCGUCGGCAAGAGGGCAUCUCCCGCUUCUACAUUAUCCAGGUGGUUUUCCGUAAUGCCCUAGAAAUUGGGUUCCUGGUAGGCCAAUACUUCCUUUAUGGCUUCAGUGUCCCUGGACUGUAUGAAUGUGACCGCUACCCCUGUAUCAAGGAGGUAGAAUGCUAUGUUUCCCGGCCCACAGAGAAAACAGUCUUCCUUGUAUUCAUGUUUGCUGUGAGUGGCAUCUGUGUUGUCCUCAAUCUGGCUGAACUCAACCACCUGGGCUGGCGCAAGAUUAAGCUGGCUGUGCGUGGUGCACAGGCCAAGAGGAAGUCAGUCUAUGAGAUCCGCAACAAGGACCUGCCUCGGGUCAGUGUUCCCAAUUUUGGCAGGACUCAAUCAAGUGACUCUGCCUAUGUGUGA